Messenger RNA from Corticium candelabrum, 677 nucleotides. RefSeq names its product 6-pyruvoyl tetrahydrobiopterin synthase-like. Gene Ontology annotation, biological process: tetrahydrobiopterin biosynthetic process. The transcript has a single exon. Gene Ontology annotation, cellular component: mitochondrion. NCBI's taxonomy places the organism in Eukaryota, Metazoa, Porifera, Homoscleromorpha, Homosclerophorida, Plakinidae. The record is from RefSeq and is a predicted model, not a curated record. Gene Ontology annotation, molecular function: 6-pyruvoyltetrahydropterin synthase activity. Bases 8 to 541 code for a protein of 177 amino acids.
UACCCGUAUGUCGCGACUGUCUAAACACAUGGACUCUGUACAUGAAGUGUCAUGUGACAAGGCAAGUAGUGAGGAACAAGAGCAAGAGCUACAGUCAAAAUGUGAAACAAUGAAGACUAGCAGCUGCUCGCCUCGCGUUUACGUGACGCGUACGACGACGUUCAGUGCAGCUCACGUUCUACACAGCAACAAACUGACAGAGAAAGAGAACAAGGAGAUCUUCGGAAAGUGUAAUAAUCCCAAUGGUCACGGACACAACUACAAGGUGGAAGUGACGGUGUUUGACGCAGUCAAUCCUAUCACUGGAAUGGUCAUCAAUCUGACUGACUUGAAAUGUUACAUGGACAGUGCAGUCAUGAAUGUUUUAGACCACAAGAACAUCAGUCUCGAUGUGCCUUACUUUAGAGACGGUGUAGUGAGCACUGUUGAAAAUAUCGCAGUUUUCAUUUGGCAUCAAAUGAAAGCAUACGUUGGUGAUAGUUUGUUUGAAGUCAAAGUGUAUGAAACUGAUAAGAAUAUUGCAACAUAUAGAGGCGAAUAGGGUAUAAGAAAUUAUUACGAAUCAGCCCCUGCUUAGCUUAGAAUGAGUGUAUGUGUAAAAGUAACUUGUACACGUAUCUAGGCAAUAAUGAUAUCUAAAACUAUUCAUUGUGUUGUAAUUAUUGUUAAUAUUCUUG